UUGUGGUGCACUAGUAAGAGUAUUUCAACCUCAAUAAGAAGUUUCGGGUUUGAGCUUGGGAUAUUGAGAAAAUCUUAUUGGGAACAUCACCCCAAAUGGUCAUGGUAGAGCGCAAUUCAGAUAUAGUCAGAGCUCUAACAUGGGAUCCGGACAUCGGAUGGAAAACCAAAAAAAGUAUAAAAUUCACAUAUUAUCGAAUUUAGUCUAAGCUCCAAUGUGGUCUCCGAAGGCAAAAUGAGAAACCAAAAAUAAAAUCCAUAUACUAUUUGAUGCUUUGGUGGUCUUACUCUUGAGCCACAUACAAACAGGUAGAGAAAUCAGAAUGAACAUGAAAUUUGGAUUUUUAACUGUCAAUGGAUUGGAAGAUAUGUUUAUAGCUGUGUUGAAAAACUGCAAGAGCUCAAUUUUUUUGAAGAAAAUUCAUGCCCAAAUUGUCAAAUUUUCUCUUACACAAAGUAGUUACUUGGUCACCAAAAUGGUUGAGAUUUGUGACAAAAUUGGAGAGAUAGAAUAUGCAAAUUUGCUAUUCAAACAAGUUGAACAUCCAAAUAACUAUUUAUACAACUCAACAAUCAGAGCUUAUACACAUAAACAUAGAUAUAUUUCAUGUAUCAAUGUAUAUAAGCAGAUGAUGACAUGUGCAAUUUCUCCCGAUGAAUAUACGUAUCCAUUUGUUAUUAGAUCAUGUAGUGCAAUUUUGCGUGUUGAUGUAGGUGAACAGUUUCAUGUUCACGUAUGCAAAUUUGGACUGUAUUGUAGUAAUGUGAUAGCGAAUUCGUUAUUGGAUAUGUAUGUUAAAUGUGAUCAAAUGAGGGAUGCACAUAUGGUGUUUGAUGAAAUGUCUGAUAGAGAUGUGAUUUCGUGGAAUAGUUUAAUUUGUGGACAUGUAAGGUUGCGUCAAGUGAGGAAGGCGAGAGCAUUGUUUGAUGUAAUGCCGGAUAAGAGUAUUGUUUCUUGGACUGCUAUGAUUUCAGGGUACACGAAAACGGGGUGUUAUGGAGAUGCUUUGGAUGUUUUUAGGAGAAUGCAAAUGGUUGGUGUGAAACCAGAUUGGAUUAGUUUGGUUUCGGUUUUGCCUGCUUGUGCGCAACUUGGAGCGCUUGAGUUAGGGAAGUGGAUUCAUUUCUACGCGGAGAAGUAUGGGUAUUUGAGGAAGACUUCUGUUUGUAAUGCGUUGAUGGAAAUGUACGCGAAAUGUGGAAGUGUAAACGAGGCUUGGCAGUUGUUUAAUCAGAUGUCUGAAAGAGACGUGAUCUCCUGGAGUACGAUGAUUGGUGGCCUAGCGAAUCAUGGUAGAGCUCAAGAAGCGUUGAAGUUGUUUCAUGAAAUGCAGAGGUCUGCUGUUGAACCGAAUGAGAUCACGUUCGUUGGUCUUCUAUGUGCUUGCGCGCAUGCUGGUCUUUGUGAUGACGGUUUGAGGUACUUUGAUUCCAUGAAAAAUGAUUACAACAUAGAGCCCGGGAUAGAGCAUUACGGUUGUUUGGUUGAUAUUCUUGGGCGUACAGGACGUCUUGAACGAGCUCUUGCAAUCAUCAAGACCAUGCCGGUUAAGCCUGACUCUGCAAUAUGGGGUUCUCUGUUGAGUUCUUGCAGAACUCAUCGCAAUCUUGAAAUAGCAGUUAUUGCAAUGGAACAUCUGUUAGAGCUCGAACCUGAAGAUACAGGGAACUACAUUCUACUCGCUAACAUUUAUGCAGAUCUCGGGAAGUGGGAUGGUGUAUCAAGGAUGCGGAAGUUCAUUAGAAGUAAAAGCAUGAAGAAAACACCGGGCUGCAGUCUGAUUGAGAUAAACAGUUUGGUCCAAGAAUUUCUAUCAGGUGAUAAUUCGAAACCAUUCUCAAAAGAUAUCCAUGAUGUGCUAGAGCUAUUAGCCUUACAUCAAAGCAAGGAAAAUGAUCUAGUUGAUACAACGCUCGAGUACUUGAGUCCAUGAAUAUAUCGAGAAGAAGUUGUCAUUCUGAGUGCACCCGCUCUUUUCUUGUUCAAGUUUUUAGCGCAUUCGUUAUGUGUGGAAGUUCCAGGAGGAGUAAUUCAGAUUUUGUGGGAUAAGCAAAGACGGGACGAUGAACUAGAAAGCACAUAUGUGAGCCUGGAAGUCUAGGCCAGACACACAACAGAGUUCGAUGCCUGAAAUGAGAUUCUACGAAUACAAAUUUCACUGAUUUCGCUGGCAUUGGUGACAAAGGUCAUUGUCGACAUGUCUGCUUGCCCCUGUGAAUGCAUCAUCAAUCAUCUCACCUAUUGACCUAUCAAUGACAAUGUGUUGAUCUUCUGGUUCUUACUUGUCUAUGUUCUAUCACUCUGCAUGAUUUCCGAGCCUCUGAUCGAUGUUAUUCUUAUAAAAAAAGGCGAUAAGGGCAUUUUCGGAAGUGAAAUGAAGCUGUUGCCAGAGAAAUAUAAAUCACCAUAAGAGGAAUCUAUAUAGGUUGCUGAAGCUUAAUCCACAGAAGGUCACUCUAGACUGACUUAGAUGCAUCCAACAUAAGUUUUGUUUUAUUGUAAAACAAAUUAUUACUGUUGUUCCCGUUUAUCUGAUACUAUUUCCGUUUUA
Messenger RNA from Solanum pennellii, 2551 nucleotides. RefSeq names its product pentatricopeptide repeat-containing protein At2g20540-like. The transcript is spliced from 2 exons. The record is from RefSeq and is a predicted model, not a curated record. Lineage: Eukaryota; Viridiplantae; Streptophyta; Magnoliopsida; Solanales; Solanaceae. Gene Ontology annotation, biological process: RNA modification. Gene Ontology annotation, molecular function: protein binding; RNA binding. The coding region runs from base 323 to 1933 and encodes 536 amino acids.